UCGCUUUUAAGUCCCAUCUCUCUAGCUUUUGUUGAUAUUUUAUUAGGUUUAACAUCGUUAAUUUGUACUCUCUCUUUUUUUUUUAAAAUUUUCCGAAUCCAAUAUCAAAAUGGAGCUUCAACUUGGUCUUGCUCUCCCAACUCCAAACAUGGUAAAGGGGUUCGACUUGAACAACCAUGGACUUGAUCAGCUCAAAGAAAUGGGGGGUUUGGAAGCUUGGAACAAGGCUGCUGGUUGUUUCGCUGACAAAGAUUGUGUUAAAAGUAAACGCAGUUUCGAGCAGGCUUUUGGAAACUUUACAGAAGAGUGUAGAACAAAGCCUUUGCUUCUUUGGAGUGGUCAGCCAAACGAGGAAGAAGAUCACAAGGAUCAAAAGAAAGCAACUUUUUCAACAACGGAUGAGAACGACGCAGAGGAAGAUGAUCAAGUUGUGGGGUGGCCACCCAUUAAAACAUGGAGGAAUAAAAUAUUCCAGCAGCAGCAGCAGCCCCGAGUUGGAAGGGCUGAGAACAACAGGAGGGUUGCAGAGAAUGAAAAUGGUAGAUCCAUUUAUGUUAAGGUGAAGAUGGAAGGAGUAGCAAUAACAAGAAAGAUUGAUAUAAAGCUUUAUCAGUCUUAUCAAUCACUUACCAACUCCUUGAUCACCAUGUUUGCCAAAGACAAAAAAUGUGAUGAAGAUGAUUAUAUUCUCACCUACCAGGACAAAGAAGGAGAUUGGCUGAUUGCAGGCGAUAUUCCAUGGCAAAAUUUUGUUAGGAGUGUGCAGCGAAUGGAGAUAGUGAGGAACUGGGGUUGAACAUUGGAGUUUGAUGGGAUUUGCAGUCUACUUUUAUAAGCAAAAUUUACUAGUUUAUACCAACUUUAGUACUUUGAAUAUCAAUUGUUCCUUCCAAUAAGUACGUAGUUUGUAAAAAAAAAAGAAAAAAACAUGUAAAAUGAGUGAAGUGUGAAAGCAUAUAUAUAUCACUAUAAUAGUCUAAGCUAGCCAAGGCAGAACAAAGAUGAUUGAAGCAUAAUAAUUAAUUCCAAUUAGCUUUCUUUUAUUUGAUGUAUUAACAAAGAUUGUAUCCUCACUUUGUUUGUUCAAAAGGGUACCACUAGAAUCUUUA
This is a messenger RNA of Gossypium raimondii (Peruvian cotton), 1109 nucleotides long. Its product is annotated as auxin-responsive protein IAA29. The transcript has 4 exons. The record is from RefSeq and is a predicted model, not a curated record. Gene Ontology annotation, cellular component: nucleus. NCBI's taxonomy places the organism in Eukaryota, Viridiplantae, Streptophyta, Magnoliopsida, Malvales, Malvaceae. Bases 110 to 796 code for a protein of 228 amino acids. Gene Ontology annotation, biological process: regulation of DNA-templated transcription. Gene Ontology annotation, molecular function: protein binding.